AUGGCGGGCGCCGGGCGUCUGCUGCUGCUGCUCUGCCUGCUGCCCGGAUCCUUGGCCUGGGGCUCCAAGGCCGCGUUGCAUUUGUACAAGGUCCCCUUCCGGCAGCCGAACAACCACGCCUGCUCCAAGCACUCGGAUUGCCAGAGCGGCUGCUGUGUCGCCAACAUCUACAGCUCCGUUUCGGAGAUGACCUGCAGACCCAGGACCAUCUUCCUGCAGUGUGAGCCUUGGCGCAAGCGCAACGGGAGCCACUGCACCAGCCACGAGGAAUGCCAGAGCAGGUGCUGCAUCAAGCUGAACAAGGUCAGCCGCCACCGCUGCGUCCCCCAGAGCGGGAUCCUGGCUCAGUGCCUGCCCUUGGGUAGCGCUGGGCACGGCGGGGGCUCCGGGCGGCGUGUGAACGCUGGGUUCCUCGGGGUCCGAAUCCGUCGUGACCGGGACACGCGUCCUCGCCGAGGCACCGCCCGGCCCAGCCGGCCGUUGUGCGCUGUGAAAACCCGGAUCCGCGGCCUGGAUGACGUCACGGGCCCCCGCAAGGGGCGGUCUGGCGGCCACCUGGGGGCGAGGGCGGCUGGCGACCCGCAGACGGUGAGCCAACUGCGCAUGCGCAGGUGCGGCCCGGGGCGCGUGCAA
Messenger RNA from Hyaena hyaena (striped hyena), 633 nucleotides. RefSeq names its product leucine rich colipase like 1 (gene LRCOL1). The annotation marks the transcript as partial. The transcript is spliced from 6 exons. Gene Ontology annotation, biological process: digestion; lipid catabolic process. The record is from RefSeq and is a predicted model, not a curated record. Gene Ontology annotation, cellular component: extracellular region. NCBI's taxonomy places the organism in Eukaryota, Metazoa, Chordata, Mammalia, Carnivora, Hyaenidae. Gene Ontology annotation, molecular function: enzyme activator activity.